Messenger RNA from Impatiens glandulifera, 1369 nucleotides. RefSeq names its product glycerophosphodiester phosphodiesterase GDPD1, chloroplastic-like. NCBI's taxonomy places the organism in Eukaryota, Viridiplantae, Streptophyta, Magnoliopsida, Ericales, Balsaminaceae. The record is from RefSeq and is a predicted model, not a curated record. The transcript is spliced from 4 exons. Gene Ontology annotation, biological process: glycerophospholipid catabolic process. Gene Ontology annotation, molecular function: phosphoric diester hydrolase activity. Bases 108 to 1274 code for a protein of 388 amino acids.
ACAAAGUAAAAACAAGAUCAAAUUAAUUUCAUCCGCUUCCCCUGUUCCUUCCCUUCUCUCUCUUCUUCCGACUCCCACCCUCCUCCCUCCUUUCUCUAUCUCUAACAAUGGCCCUCCAAGCCGCCGUUCAUGUCUCCGACGUCCCUAAUCUUUAUCAAGUUCUUGAGGCCGCAUCUUUCCCUAUCUUCACAUCCCGAUUUCCCUCUGGAUUGGAAUCGACGGGGAAGAACGAGGUUUCUAAAUUUCUAGUAAUUGGGCAUAGAGGAAACGGUAUGAACAUGAUACAAUCAUCAGAUAGGAGAAUGAAGGCCAUUAAAGAGAAUUCCAUCCUUUCUUUCAACGCCGCCGCCGAAUUCCCCGUUGAUUUCGUCGAGUUUGACGUUCAGGUAACCAGAGAUGGGUGUCCGAUUGUUUUCCAUGACGACGUCAUUCUCUCCCAAGAAGAUGGGAUAGUUUGCGAGAGAAGGGUGACGGAUUUGAAUUUGUCGGAAUUUCUUGGAUAUGGACCACAAAGGGGAUCAGAAUCCGAUAACAUGGGAAAAUCAUUAUUGAGGAAAACAAAAGACGGAAGGAUUCUAAACUGGGAUGUUGAAUCCGACGAUUCUCUCUGUAUCCUUGAAGAAGUAUUCAGAACUGUAAAUCCCCGAUUAGGGUUCAACAUCGAAUUAAAAUUCGACGAUCAUCUCGUUUACAAACAAGAACAUCUCAUCCACGCCCUUCAAUGUACACUCAAGGUUGUAUUUGAACAAGCAAAAGAAAGACCCAUUAUUUUCUCAACAUUCCAACCAGACGCAGCCAUUCUCAUAAAGAAACUACAGAGCACAUACCCUGUUUACUUCCUAACAAAUGGAGGAACAGAGAUUUACUACGAUCAGAGAAGGAAUUCAUUGGAGGAGGCCGUAAAGCUUUGCCAAGAAGGUGGUUUGCAAGGAGUGGUGUCGGAAGUGAGAGGUGUUUUUAGAAAUCCUGAGCUUAUAGCGAAAAUGAAGGAGGCAAAACUGUCUCUUUUGACGUAUGGAAAGCUUAAUAAUGUGGUGGAAGCGGUUUAUUUGCAACAUUUGAUGGGGGUUGAAGGAGUGAUUGUGGAUUUGGUGGGAGAGAUAACGGAGGCGGUGUCGAAGAUGAUAAAGCUGCCGGAGAAGAAGAUGGGGGCCGGAGAUCAAGAACAAGUAGAGAGGGAAGGUGAAGAAUUGGAAAUGAAGGGAAAGCCUCAGUUUUCGCAGAGGGAAUUGGCAUUUUUACUUAAGCUUAUACCUGAGCUUAUUCAGCUUUGAUUUUAUUAUCUAGUUAGGCAUUUUCAUGUAUUAAUAUCAUUUUGUAAAUACAUAAAAUUGUGGAUUUACUAUUUUAAACCAUUUCCCUCUUUUUC